Messenger RNA from Salvelinus fontinalis (brook trout), 1953 nucleotides. RefSeq lists its product as uncharacterized. The transcript has 3 exons. Gene Ontology annotation, molecular function: DNA binding; zinc ion binding. NCBI's taxonomy places the organism in Eukaryota, Metazoa, Chordata, Actinopteri, Salmoniformes, Salmonidae. The record is from RefSeq and is a predicted model, not a curated record. Bases 173 to 1273 code for a protein of 366 amino acids.
CAUGUAGAAUGAGGAAUUACCCCACCCACAAUUUCUCACCGGAAAGCUUUGAUAUAUAUGUAUAUUGGGCAAAGGCUGAAGUUGGGGUUGAUAGUUACCGUUUAAACGCGUUUCGCCAGAGAGGACGAAGCUAAUAUUUGCACGCUAUUUAUCUCAAUUGUGUUUUUCGUCCAUGUCAAAUGUAACGUUACAGGCUGAGCAGAAUAAUACGGAUUUAUCGACUUUCAUUCCGGUCAAAAUGUCUAAACUACAGUUGCUGAACGUGUAUGUUACCGAACGACUAACAGCGGCAGUUGCAGAGAUAUCCGUGGCGGUCGACAGAACAGUAGUAGAGUUGUAUGAAGAAAUCUCCCGUUCUAAGGAGGAGAAUAACCGUCUGCGAAGGCUGUUGGAUUUGUUUUUUUUUAACCCAGAGAUAAAGUUAUACAGAGCAGAUCCCCAGCAGCUCACUUUCCUCAAAUCUGAAGAGGAUGUUCCCACCGAGCAGCAGGACUGUGAGCAAGAGUGGCGAGUCAGGCUGAUUCAUGAGGGCCCAGAGCCCAGACUGAUUAAAGAGGAACUGCUUACCAGUCAGGAGGAAGAUGAGCUUCUAGGGCUCUUGGAUACCAAAGACUCCAUAUUCACUUCUCCCUUUGUGGAAAGUGACUGUGAUCAGGAGAACCCAUCUCAGCCCUCACAUCUUUACCAAACCCAAACUGUGGAGGACAGAGAGAGGGGUUCUCUACUCACCAACACAUCUAUAGAGAUCAAAACAGAACCUGAUGGAGAGGAUUACAGAGUAUCAGAACCAGCCAGUGACUCUCAGCCCCUCUCUGCAGUAACUCCAGACUGUUCUGCAGCUCAGAGUGAAAACAGGAAAAGUGAUGAUGAGGUGGAGAGUGGAGGACUACAAUCAGGGUCUAAGACACUCGAAUCAAAGAGAAAACAGACAAAGAAAGGAGAAAGGUUCCAUACCAGUGCUGGAGGCAGGAGGGGUAAAUCCAAGAAGCGUUCGAACCGUAUGUGUGGGAAGUGUGAGCCAUGCAGGAGGACUGAGGACUGUGCUCAGUGUGAUUUCUGUAAAGACAUGAAGAAGUUUGGAGGACCCAGUAAGACCAGACAGAAGUGCAGACUCAGGCAGUGUGACGUCCACGCUCCGGGUGAGUCCAUUCCAUGCUCAGUUGACUCCAUUUACAUUUUGCAGACGCUCUUAUCCAGAGUGGCUUACAGGGCAAUUAGGGUUAAAUGCAUUGCUCAAGGGCACAUCGACAGAUUGAAUCCCAGAGCCGGCUAGGUGAACAAACUAGCGACCUUUCAGUUACUGGCCCAAUGCUCUGAACCGCUUGGCUACCUGAGUCCAUAGAGAAGGGUGCAUUUGGACCAUAGUUAGUUUUAGCAUGGGCAGCGCCCAAGCAACCACCAAACCUCACCAAAAGGAGGGGGUGCCUUUAUUCAUUUACAAUAUUGAAGCAUCUGACCUUAACCCAACACCUAGUGACCUCAUCAAGAGGUUUGGAUCUGUUUGUUAUCUAUGCAUAGUCACUUCACCCCUACCUACAUGUGCAAAUUACCUCAACUAACCUGUACCCCUGCACACUGACUCGGUACCGGUACUCCCUGUAUAUAGCCUCCACAUUGACUCUGUACCAGUACCCCCUGUAUAUAGCCUCCACACUGACUCGGUACCGGUACCCCCUGUAUAUAGCCUCCACAUUGACUCGGUACCGGUACUCCCUGUAUAUAGCCUCCACAUUGACUCGGUACCGGUACCCCCUGUAUAUAGCCUCCACAUUGACUCGGUACCGGUACCCCCUGUAUAUAGCCUCCACAUUGACUCGGUACCGGUACCCCCUGUAUAUAGCCUCCACAUUGACUCUGUACCAGUACUCCCUGUAUAUAGCCUCCACAUUGACUCUGUACCAGUACCCCCUGUAUAUAGCCUCCACAUUGACUCUGUACCAGUACUCCCUGUAU